Molecule: messenger RNA, 1978 nt
Organism: Nicotiana tabacum (common tobacco)
Lineage: Eukaryota; Viridiplantae; Streptophyta; Magnoliopsida; Solanales; Solanaceae
Source: RefSeq, a predicted model, not a curated record
AGUCACAUUUGAGUGUUGAGGUCCAAACUCCACAACCAUGGCGGGAGCUUACAGCACUUCACCAUGUUUCGUUCGACCUCACGCUCUCCUUUCAAGGAAACCCCUUUUGCUAGCAUGUGCCGUAAUUACACUGCGCCCAAGAAAACUCACAAAGAGAAAAAACUAUCUCCGUCCAAAAAUACUCAAAACCCUAACUAAACCCUACAUAAACCCCCGAACUGAACCAAUAAUAAGUCCCCUUGAAACCCCAAUUCUACACACCCACAUUUUGCCUUCUGACCAAGUCGUCGGAGACGAGCUGAAACUGCAGGAAAAUCAAGAACUCCGGCUGCCGGGAGUUUCAGAGCCCGCCGGAGUUGUUAAUGACACUGCAGGUACUUUCUAUGAAACCCCACUUCAACAAACCCACAUUUUUUCCUUCGACCUAGCCGCCGGAAAUGAGCUGAACACGUCGGGAAAUCAAGAACUCCGGCUGUCAGAAGUUUCAGGCCCUGCCGGAGUUGUUAAUGCAUCUGCAGGUGUCUUUACUAAAAGCUCGUUACUGAAAUUUGGGUUGUGGGUAGUUGGAGCCUUUGUAUUUCAAACGGUUUGUGCUGUUUGGGUACUUGGUUCAGCUGAUUAUAGUGGAAAAAAUGGAACUUCGGAUCGUAAUGGCUAUAAAAAUGAAGUCCUGGAUUUGGAUUUGGAAGGUAAAAGUAAGCACAAAUUGAGAAUGUUUGUGAAUGGAGACGGAAAGCAAAAUGGUGAAAAUGGGGGUAUUGUAUUUGUGGAUGAGACUGAAAUGGAGAAAAAGAUAAAGGAAAUUCGACAUAUGGCAAGGGAGGCAAGAGAGAAGGAGAGGUUGGAGACGAAGGGAAGUAACGUCAAUAAGGAGAGCGAGGAUGAAGAAGAUAGUGAUGUUAAAAUUGGAAUAAAGAAGGAAGUUGACGAACGAUUAAUCAAGAUGAGAAAGAGACUGGAGAAGGGUAGCGACAAGCAGCCUGCAAAUUCUGUUACUUAUCCAAGGGUGGAUGUUGAUAAAAAUGGCAGGAAAGAUGGUGUUGAUUUGGAUGAGAAAGAGCUUAAUGCUGCUUUAAUAUUUAAAAGAAAGCAUAAAUUUAGAGAUUUCGGCAGUAAGCCAAGUAAUAAACCAAAGGGUUUUGUGCCCCCUGAACAUCCAAGUGCUGGUACAAUUGGAGAAAAAACCGCGGAAGGCAGCACUGAAGUACUGAAGAACGGAAAUGGAGAAGGUGGGGUCGAUGUGUCAGGCGAUGAUGAGGUAGACCUGUUCACCCUUGAUUCUCACAGAGGUGCUAUCAUGAAUUUUGGUGAAAGCAUAGAGAGAAAAGAGAACACUGAAGAGGCAGAAUCCGAAACACCUGUACAGAUGAAGAAAUCAUCCGAAAACAACCUGAGGCGGAAAAAAGGAAGGAGUAUUAAAAAAGUUGAAGGUGGAAAAGUUGAUGUUGUCAAAUCUGUCAAGAAGAACUCAUUGGAGACGAGAGGGCGGAAGAAAAAAAGAAUUGCAUCAGACUUGGAGGAAUCUGAACCAGGAAUCGAUAUUUCGGUAGAUAGAAAUAAUGGGAGCAGUUUGUUUGAAGCUGCAAACUCAAAAAAACCAAUUCAGGAGACAGGAACUAUUUCAAAUACUGGAAACACUUUGGUUGAAGUUGUGGACUCAAAAGAAUCACAUAGUAUGAAGAGUACUACAACAAUGAACAGACACAAGAAGUCAAAUCGAAAUGGAGCUUCAAAGAUGGAGGAGGUUAAGGAUAAAAAAGUAGUGAAACCAAACGGGGGUAUGAAAUCAGGAAAUGAUACUGACUUGUGGUGGUUCAGUCUUCCUUAUGUUCUUGUAUGUAUAUGGGAUCUAUGAUCACUUCUUACUUGUUUGUUUUCGACAGCUUGUAUUCCCACUAUUUGUGGUUCUAAGUAUUACAGCAAACUUGGUGAUGUCAAAAGAAAAAAAAAUGAUCUGAGCCCUGUUUAGAUUUUGAAA